AUUCCUGCCCAUCUCGGAUUCGAACCCUAAACCUACCAUCUCACCCCCAAAUUCACCACCAACACCAUCAACUACCAACGGUUGCAUGCUCCGGCCACCCUCCAACCACCAAUGGACGCCGUCGUCUACAAAGCACUCGAAGAAAUAUGCUCACAAGGACUUAACGGACUAACUCUCCGUGACCUCUGGCCCAAAAUCAACCCUCACAUCUCCUCUAACCUCAGCAGUGAUGUCAAAAGGGCAUUAUGGUCCAAUAUUCUUAACCUUCCGAGUCUCCGAUUCGAAUGUGAAGGAGUUAAGUACGAUGCUAGAAACCCUAAGAUCCAAUCGGUUGAAGAUUCGGAGGCUAUGGAGUUGAGAAUUGUUGCGGCUGAGCAUUUGCUUGAUAGUUUUGUUGGAAUUUAUGAUAUUAAAGCUUCCGAUGCUGCGGUUUCGAAGAUUCAGCGGCGUGUUCUUGAGCGUCUUGCCAUUGCAAGAACCGAUGGAGUUGCCCAACACGACCUUUGCAAGGAAGUAGGCAAAAACAACAACGACAUGUAUUAUGUACUAAGGCAGCUUGAAACCCGCGGGUUAAUCGUGAGGCAGUCAGCAAUGAUAAGGAAGAAGGUAGCUGGCAACGAAGAGCAUAAAAACGGUUCAAUAGUGAACACCAAUAUGGUGUAUCUAUACCGUUAUGCAAAACAUUUGGGUCGCUUACAAAGACUUGAAAUUACCAAAGAGGACAAAGCUUUAACCGAUAAUGAUGAUGAAGACAAAGAAGUUGCUACAGGAGAUGGUGUUUCUGAACAACGCGUAAACAACUAUGUACCUGCUUUUAGAGCUAUUUGCGAUAGACUAGAAAAGGCCGAUGGCAAGGUUCUAGUUGUUUCAGAUAUAAAAAGGGAAUUAGGUUACCGCAAAACACAAGGACAUAGGGCUUGGAGAAAUAUCUUGAACAAGCUGAAAGAUGCUAGUAUAGUCGAGGAGUUUUUUGCUAAAGUGAACAAUAAGGAUGUUAACUGCCUACGGCUGCUAAAGAAAUUUUCGCCUGAAACUUUUAUGUCGAAAGGUCAUGGAGGUGGAGAUGAUGAUCAUGUUAAACCGGUAAAAAGAGGCCAAAUCACUGAACAGCUUUUUGAGCUUCCUAUUGAGCAACAAAUUUAUGAUAUGAUUGAUGCCGAAGGUUCUAAAGGGUUGACUCUUAACGAGGUAUUCAAAAGGCUUGGCAUUAACAACAAAAGAUACUAUCCUCGUGUUCUUGAAAUGGUGUCUAGAUUCAAUAUGCAUAUAGAUUCAGAAGGCCUUAAUAGAGGUUCAGUCUACCGAGUUUGGACUUGUGGGAACUACAACGCUGGAGCUCCUAAUAAUCCACCGAGCAAAUCAGAAUAUUCCAUGAUUGAGAAACUUCCGACUAAUGCGCAAGCUGGACAGCUGAUGCUGAGUCACACUAUGCAAGAUGCAGAUGAUAAGACCACUAACGUAGAUGCCGAGGCUGGUGAAGAACAGAGCAAUAAUCCAGUUCCCGAUGAUAAGCAAAAUGCUGCAAAUGAUAUAGUUCCUGAUGCGGAACUUCAAAUUGUAACUGUAAAGCCCCCACCGAAUCCUGUUUCUUUAGAGAUAUCUUCAUCUGAUUCACCAGCAAACCGAAAGCGCCGCUCUUAUACAGCCUAUCCAUGUAUUGGUUUCAAAUCAGUUAGCUCACUAAGGGAGCAGCGGAUACUUGAAAAACUACAGCAGGAAGAAAAGUUCUUUAUACAACCUGAGCUACAAAGGCUGCUGGAUAGUGUUAAUAAUCUUGACAAGAAGCAGAGUACUACAAUGGACAAGAAGACUCUAGAUCGUAGCUUAAACAAACUUCAACAAGACGGACACUGCAAAUGCAUUACUUUUGGAGUCCCGUCUCUUACUAAUAUUGGCCGAAAACGUACAGUUGAAGUAAUUCUACACCCAUCUGUAUAUGACGCAAAAGACCUCUCAGAUCGGGUUCAUGACAGACUAAGGUUAUUUGAAAAACAACUGCGUGUUCAAUCUUCUUUAAAACAUAAAGUUGGAAAAUGUAACAAAUCAAUCCCCGUAUUAAACGUGGAGAGAAUUAACACAGGGUCGAGAAUAGAUUAUUCUCAAGCUGAGACGUGUGAAGCAAUGAAAAACAACGGUUUUGUAUUGGCAAAAAUGGUUCGUGCGAAGUUGCUUCAUGUGUUUCUAUGGGGUUAUCUCACUGGUUUACCCGGUUGGGAUGAUGCAAUAAAAGACGGAUAUGAACAGAAGAACGUACAUAGUAGUUGUAAAUUGUUUGAAAUAGGUGAAGCUGUUAAGGCUAUGCCACUUGAGUUGUUCCUGCAGGUUGCGGGUUCCAGUUUACCGCUUGAGUCUUUGGUUGAGAAAUGCAGGAAGGGUUUACGCCUUUCGGAUCUUCCUGUAGAUGAGUACAGGUGUCUCAUGGAUACUCGAGCAACUGGACGCAUUUCAAUUCUUAUUGAUAUCUUAAGACGUCUCAAGUUGAUACGAUUGAUUGGUGGUGACAUUCCUGUGGGCCCACAUACUACUCUUAGCCAUUCACUAGAAUUAAAGCCGUACAUUGAGGAACCUGUGGGAAUGGUUUUGCCAUAUACAGGCGUCAAUUCGUUCGAUCUUCGGCCGCAGGUCAGACAUGAUUUUGUUCUUGCAAGCAAGAUAAGCGUCGAUGAAUAUUGGAGCACCUUGGAGUAUUGCUAUGCUGCUUCUGAUCCAAAAGCCGCUUUGCAUGCGUUCCCUGGAUCUACCGUACAUGAGGUAUAUCAUGCCCGUGCAUGGGCCUCAGCCCGAGUUAUGACAGCUCAUCAACGUGCUGAGCUAUUUAAACUUGUAGCAAAUGAAGAUUUAGAUAAAAAGAUAUCCUUCAAAAAGUGUGAAAAGAUCGCAGAGAAUCUUCAUUUGACCUUGGAGCAGGUGUUGCGUGUAUUCUAUGAUAAGCGACAAAAGUUUAAAUCAAAGUUAGCACUAACGCAUGCUUCAUCACCUUCAAAGAGAAAAAAGUCUUCCAAACGAAAAUCACCAGUAAAUAAUGAUAAUGAUAAUCCAUUCGACGAAGAGUCGGGAAAAGUGAAGCAAGCCAAAAUUGCAAAUAAUGCGACAAAAGAACAAAAAUCUUUACAAAGGUUGAUCGACGAAAUCGAUGAAGCAAAUAUGUUGAUUAAUGAAAUCGAUGGCCAAAACCAAAAAGACGCUGUAGAUGAUGAUCUGGCACUGAAUCAAGAUGAAAAUGGUGAUCCUUGUUCUGCUAUACAUGAUUGUGUCUUGUCAAAGCUGCAAUCUUCACGGCAGAAACGGUUUGCAUGGACAGAAGACAAAGAUAGGCAAUUGGUGAUUACAUUUGCAAAACACCGUGUUGCUCUUGGAGCAAAAUUUCACCGUGUUGAGUGGGCCGCACUUCCGAAUCUACCGGGACCUCCUGAUACAUGCAGAAGAAGAAUGGCGCUUCUCAACAGAAACACGCAGUUCAGAAAAGCUUUAAUGAGACUCUGUAACAUGCUUAGUGUGAGAUACGCAAUACAUCUAGAUGCUUCCAAGAACAAAUCACUUGGUGAUAACUGUAAAGUGAUUGUUAAGGAUCAUGCUCCUAUUGAUCAUACAAAUGAUAUGAACACUGAAGAACGAUGGGAUGAUUUUGAUAACAAAGACAUACAGACGGUCCUGAACGAGGUUCUAAAAUACAAGCAGAUUGCUAAACUCGAGGCCCCUAAAGGUGCUCGAUAUAACUCCACGUUUGGUCGGUCAGAUGGUGGUGAAUCACAUGAAUUGGAUGACAACAACUUAAGUUCGUCAUCUACACCUACCAAGGAGUUAAAGAAGGAUGGUGGAAAAAGACAAGUGUCCGCUCGAAGAUCAAGGAGUCGUCUUUCGAAAAGCUAUAUUAAGCUUAUGAAUAAAGUAAAAGAUUUUGGUACACAAGCGUACAAAUCAUUAGCAGUUUCUAAUGCAAUAGAGCUUUUCAAGCUUAUAUUUCUUAGCGCCUCAAAAGCUCCAGAGGGCUCCGUUUUUCUAGCCGAAACAUUGCGCCGAUAUUCUGAGCAUGAUCUUUUUACCGCUUUCAACUACCUCAAAGACAAAAACUUUAUGGUGAGGGGUAGUGACAUUGGUGAGUUUGUACUCUCGCGGCAGUUUUUACGUAACAUUUCUUCAUCUCCGUUUCCUGAGGAUACCGGGAAAGGAGUUGGUAAAAUGUCCAGGUGGCUUCACGAGAGAGAAAACGGUUUAUUAGACAAUGGAGUAGAUCUACCCGCUGACCUGCAGUGUGGAGAAGUCAUCCAACUGUGUGUGCUGAUGUGUACCGGAGAAAUAUCAAUGUUCCCGUGUUUGCCUCACGAAGGUAUUGGAGAAAUUGAGGAAUUAAAGAAACGUAAAUGUGACGACAAUGAAAUUCGCAGUGCUGAAAUAACGAAAAAGCCGAAAUUAUUAGACAAUGAAACGUUUACCCGUAAAGAUAAAGGUUUCCCAGGUAUUCAGUUAUCUGUAAGCCGUCGGUUAAUAUCACGAGUUGAUGAAAUCACAUCGGUUUCCAAUUUGGAGUGCGCUUCUUCAUCAUCUGGACGAAUGGAAGGAGUCUUAAAGUCAAACGGUGCGUCUGAGUCAACAUGGGAAGCGAUGACUUGCUAUGCAAGACACCUUGUAUCUUCUGCGGAACUGUCUCCCGAUCUGUUCAGUACGGUUUAUUCAGCCAUCCAUAAGUCUGGUGACCAAGGCUUACGCAUGGAAGAAAUCUCCCGUAUAAUUGAUGUGCAGGGGGAAAACAUGCCAGAACUUGUUGUCGAGGUGCUUGAGGUAUUCGGGCGUGCUUUAAAGGUUAACGCUUACGAUUCUGUUCAUGUUGUUGACUCUCUGUACCGGUCAAAGUACAUGUUAACCUCAAUGCCAUCUCAUCAACAUGAUCUUCACCUCAAGGCGCCAGAAAGUUAUAAUACUAGUGAGCCACCAAACUCGCAGCAAGAAAACCGAGAAAAUAUAAGCAAAAAGUUAGUGGAAGUGAUUUCCACAGACGUUGAUGAGGUGCAACACAGAGUAACGAUCCUAAACCAUCUGGAAGAGGUUCUGGUUCCUCAACCUAUGAGUGAAGUGAAUAAAAGCAAUGAAAUCGAAACCGUAAUGGGUUCAAGAAAGGGCCCGCAGGAUGAAAAGUGCGAGUUUAGGAUGGAUGAUUCUUCUGGUUCUUAUAAGCCGAUAUUGCCUUGGGUAAAUGGAGAUGGCACGGUUAACAAGAUAGUUUACAAGGGACUUGUACGUCGUGUGCUUGGCAUUGUGAUGCAAAAUCCUGGGAUAUUGGAGGAGCACAUUAUAAGCCAAAUGAAUGUAUUAAAUCCUCAGAGCUGUAGAAAAUUGUUGGAGCUGAUGAUUCUGGAUAGUCAUAUCACGGUGAGGAAGAUGUAUCAGUCCAUAUCGAAUGAUCCCCCCGCCAUGUUACACCACCUUCUUGGUAGCAGUAGCUCGAAGAAACCAAAGUUGAUCUGCAGAGAACAUUUAUUUGCAAACCCGAAGAGUAUCAACUGUUUGUAAAUCAAGGACACGCAGUUGUAAUGAUGCCAUCGUCAGUUAUUUCCAUAUGAUGUUGAAGUUGUGUAAUGUAAUACUAGUAAAUGGUGAUCAACUGUUAUUUGCUUUGAUGAUAUGAAUUAGGGGUGAGCAAAUUAACUGCCAUAACUGAUAACCGACAUAACCGAUGGUUAUGAAACUUUGUAUAACCGACCAAUUGGUUAUGAUUACGGUUACAAAGCUUUGGUUAACCGAUAUAACUGAAACCGAACCAAACAUGUAAUGUUAAGUCUAUAUAAUGGAUUUAUAUACAUUUGGUGAGGUUCAUCG
Messenger RNA from Helianthus annuus (common sunflower), 5814 nucleotides. RefSeq lists its product as uncharacterized. NCBI's taxonomy places the organism in Eukaryota, Viridiplantae, Streptophyta, Magnoliopsida, Asterales, Asteraceae. The transcript is spliced from 14 exons. The record is from RefSeq and is a predicted model, not a curated record. The coding region runs from base 112 to 5508 and encodes 1798 amino acids. Gene Ontology annotation, molecular function: DNA binding. Gene Ontology annotation, cellular component: transcription factor TFIIIC complex. Gene Ontology annotation, biological process: transcription initiation at RNA polymerase III promoter; 5S class rRNA transcription by RNA polymerase III.